Messenger RNA from Theileria parva strain Muguga, 1255 nucleotides. Its product is annotated as putative integral membrane protein. The record is from RefSeq and is a predicted model, not a curated record. NCBI's taxonomy places the organism in Eukaryota, Apicomplexa, Aconoidasida, Piroplasmida, Theileriidae. The coding region runs from base 580 to 1113 and encodes 177 amino acids. The transcript is spliced from 2 exons.
AUGGGGUCAAAAUAGCCCAAAAAAAUAAAAUAAAGAUGAAAGCCGGCUAGCCGGUAGCUGAAGUAGGGUAUUCCCAUUUAUUCAAAUAUCGAUAAAUUAUGAGAUCUAAUGAUGUAAUAUAAUCCUCUGAACUUGUAUGAGAUGAAUUUAAUCCGAAAGAUUCUCGAACAAUAAUUUAGGAUUCCUUAAGAUCUUUUGGGGAAAAUUCGUUUAAUUUCGUAAAUUUUCUGAUAACGCAUAUGUUAAAUAGAUAAACACAUCAAAAUCUAAUUUGUACAACUUAAUGUAAAAUAGCUUAAACCCAAAUGUAGUUUUAAUUCACCUCAAAUAGACCGUCAAACUCAACCUUACCCAAAUGCAAGUAUAAAUUCUGUAAAAUACUAAAUGAAGUAAACCUAAUUCUAUGUCAUUAAAUCACAAUAAAAUGAAUAGGAUGAAGCUUUUAACAAAAAUGUUUUCUAAAAAUUUCAGUUAAAGUUUAUAUAUCAAAGAUCAUUAAUUAGUCGCAGUAUCAAUUGAGAACUAAUCAAAAUAAAGAAAAGUCGCCAGUAAAAUUGGAGGAAAACAGGGUAAAAGAAAAUGAAAUGGUAUAAAGUUCCAUGGCAUAGCAGAGGGUCGAAACCAAGCGAGGUUCUAAAGCUGGUUGUUUACCCACUUUGUACAUCACUAUUGACAUGUUGCCUAUCACUGAACGUAUUAAUAUAUGUUCUGGUAAACUCUCGCAAGUUCUCAGACUUUGUGAUCGGCCUGUGCUAUUGCUCAAGCAUAGUUUCUUCUGCCUCUUUCAUCUUAUACGUACUCGCCAUCGUUUACUGCAAUUACAUAUUCGUCAUAAUGCCAACGUUACUGCAGUUUAUACUAACUGUGUCGUCUAUAAGCGUUUUGGUCAACUUUUGGUGCAUGAGUUUCUCGUCAAAAAGAUCCCUGGUGUUUAACAUAGUUAAGUACGUUUUUUCCUUUUUCUGCACUCUGAUGGUUAUAAUCCAAUUUCGCCUGGCUCUGGUUUCAGUGGCCCUAGGGAAGGCGAUGUACGAAAGAGGUAACUCCUGGGAUCUAGAUGAUCUGGAAUCAGUUGAUCAGUACUUCAAAACACACUCAAUUACUAUUGUUUAAUUUCAUUUUUAUUUUUUUAUUACUCAAAUAGAGGGAUUGAUAAUAUUCACAACAUAAUACAUGAGAUGUAUUCACACUUGGCGCUUUUGGGAAUAAAUCGUGAUAAAUUUGUUCAACAACCAUAAAUUUAAUUUUAAUUGUU